Knipowitschia caucasica is the source of this 2889-nucleotide messenger RNA. Lineage: Eukaryota; Metazoa; Chordata; Actinopteri; Gobiiformes; Gobiidae. The record is from the annotation of a GenBank genome assembly.
AUGGCGGAGCUCAUCCUUCUGCUUCUGAGGUGUUCUGUGCUCUUCAGCGCUGUGCAUGCCGUGUUUGAAGACCAAGUGGGGAAGUUCGACUGGAGACAACAGUAUGUAGGCAAUGUCCGCUUUGCUCAUUUCGACAAUCAGAUACAGUCUUCCAAAAAGGUUCUUGUUGCCACAGACGACAAUGUCUUUGCAGCUAUUAACACAAGAACCGGAGAGCUGUUUUGGCGUCAUGUUGACAAGAAUGGACCAGAGGGGAGCAUUGAUGCCCUUCUUUUGCAAGGGCAAGAUGCAAUCAUGGUGGUCGGUGAUGGCCGGCUACUGCGCUCCUGGGAUGUGAAUGUUGGUGGUUUAAACUGGGAGACUGUUCUGGAUUCUGGAAGUUUCCAGUCUGCGUCUUUAGUAGGACAACAGGAUCAUGUCCGAUAUGUGGCUGUUUUGAAAAAGGCAGCCAUCUCUCUUCACUAUCUUUCCAACGGGCACCAGAAAUGGAUAGAGAAUCUUCCAGAAAGUGACACUGUGGAUUACCAGUCUGUGUAUUCUGAUGGAACUGGAGAAGUUUUUGUUUUGGGCCUUGUCCCCAACUCUCACAUCACUGUGGUGGUGUACAGCUUGGACGAUGGCGAAAUACUGAAACAGUUCACAGUUGAUUGUCCGUGGCUAUCCGAGCUUCUGUCCAGCUGCUCGGUGAUUGGCAGAGGCAUGUUGACCUGCGUGGACCUGCUCUCUCUGUCCCUCAACAUGUUCGACCUGCACUCGGACUCAGAGAUGAACCGGGUCUCACUGGAGUCGAUCGGUUUGGAAGUUUCUCCAAGUUUCCGCCCGCUUCUGGUCUCCACUCAGCCCAACGCAGCUCGAGCGCCGCUAUCCGAGUUUUUACUCCAGAUGGGACCAGACCAACACGUGCUGCUCCAGCUCCAUAUGGGACAGAUUCUAACCCUCAGGGACUUCAAACCGGCCAUGCUGGCGUCUUUUGCUACAUCAGGAGAGAAGACUGUAGUCGCCGUUAUGUCGCCCAAAAACCAGACGGCUUCUAGCAUUAACUUGUUCAGCGCUGAAACUGGUCGCAGACUUCUUGACACAACUCUGAUCUUUACCAUGGAUCCAAAUGGAGGAAAGCCAGUCCAGUUGUACGUUCAAGCCUUUUUGAAGAAGGAUGACUCAGUGGGAUACAGAGUGAUGGUGCAGACAGAGGACCACCAGCUCACCUUCAUCCAGCAGCCAGGGCGAGUGAUGUGGACCAGAGAGGAGGCUUUGUCUGAUGUGGUUACCAUGGAGAUGGUGGAUCUGCCACUCACCGCCACGCAGGCUGAGCUGGAGGGCGAGUUUGGAAAAAAAGCUGACGGGUUGUUGUCCAUGGUCCUCAAGAGACUCUCCUCUCAGCUGAUUCUAGUCCAGGCCUGGGCCACUCACCUUUGGAAACUCUUCUACGACGCCCGGAAGCCUCGCAGCCAAGUGAAGAACGAGGUGACCAUCGAGAAUCUAUCACGUGACGAUUUCAACCUGCAGAAGAUGAUGGUUAUGGUGACGGCAUCAGGAAAGCUUUUUGGCAUCGACAGCAAAACCGGGACCAUAGUUUGGAAGCACUAUCUGGAGAAUGUGCCGUUGAACGCAGCUUUUAACCUGAUGGUGCAGAGAACGACCGCCCACUUCCCUCAUCCCCCACAGUGCACUCUGCUCAUCAAAGACAAGGACACUGGUCUGGCCAUGCUGCAUGUCUUUAACCCAAUCUUUGGAAAGAAGAGCCACAUCAGCCCCCCCCUGCUGCCUCAGCCCAUCCUCCAGUCUCUGCUGCUGCCGCUGAUGGACCAGGACUACGCCAAAGUCCUGCUCCUCGUGGACGACCAGUACAAAGUGUCUGCUUUCCCAUCUUCAAAGAACGUCCUCCAGCAACUUCAGGAAAUGGCCUCUUCCAUCUUCUUUUACCUCGUCGAUGCUGAACAGGGGAGGCUCAGCGGCUACAGGCUGCGAACAGACUUGUCCACGGAGCUGAUCUGGGAGGUGGUGCUUCCCACAGAGGUGCAGAAGAUCGUCUCUGUGAAGGAGAAGAAGGCAAAUGAGCACGUCCACUCUCAGGGCCGAGUGAUGGGAGAUCGCUCCGUCCUCUACAAGUACCUGAACCCGAACCUUCUGGCCCUGGUGACGGAGAGUACAGACCAGCACCAGGAGCGCAGCUUUGUGGGGAUCUUUCUCAUCGACGGCAUCACAGGACGCAUCAUCCACGAGGCCGUCCAGAGGAAAGCUCGUGGUCCCGUCCACAUCGUGCACUCGGAAAACUGGGUGGUGUAUGAAUACUGGAGCACAAAGUCACGUCGUGUGGAGUUCUCGGUGAUAGAGCUGUAUGAGGGCAUGGAGCUCUACAACAGCUCGGUCUUCAGCUCUCUGGACCGGCCUCUGGCUCCGCAGGUCCUGCACCAGUCCUACAUCUUCCCCUCCGCCGUCUCUGCCAUGGAGGCCACGAUGACGGAGAAGGGCAUCACCAGCAGACACCUCCUCAUCGGUUUGCCCUCAGGAGGCAUCUUGUCUCUGCCUAAAAUGUUCCUGGACCCUCGGCGGCCGGAGAUCCUGUCGGAACAAAGCCGCGAGGAGAACCUGAUCCCGUACGCUCCGGAGCUGCCCAUCCGAACAGAGUGGUUCAUCAACUACAACCAGUCGGUGUCACGAGUCCGAGGAAUCCACACGGCCCCCUCUGGGCUGGAGUCCACCUGUUUGGUUGUAGCUUACGGUCUGGACAUCUACCAAACCCGCGUCUAUCCCUCGAAGCAGUUUGACGUUCUGAAGGACGACUACGACUACAUGCUCAUCUCCAGCGUCUUACUUGCCCUCUUCUUUGCCACCAUGAUCAGCAAACGCCUCGCCGAAGUCAAACUGCUGAACCGGGCGUGGCGGUAA